AUGCGCGUAUUCUACCGCCUCGGCUCGGUCUGCAGCGGGUCUCCCGUGCUCAUGGCGCUCUCAGCGCUAAUCUGUAGUGCCGUGAUGUGUCUCGGACUCCUCAACAUGCAGCUGCAGACCGAUCCACAGGGACUCUGGGUGCCUCCCAACAGCGUCGCGGCUCGGGAACAAACGCGCUUCGAUGAGCUUUUCGGACCUUUUUUCCGCAUCCAGCAGCUCAUUUUCUACGUCGAAGGAGACACAAACCCCAACUCAGACUCAGAGUUGGUCCCUGCGACGUGUGACGCCAACCACGAUUUGGUCCAGCGGCAGUUUCUGGUGCAGAUGGCCAAAGUGCAGACCCAAAUCACAAACGCCGAUUUCUGCUACCGACCGAUCAAGGGCAAAGGGUGUUUGAUCACCAGUCCGUUCCAGUACUGGCUGACCAAUUCCACUUUGCUUCAACAUGACCCGGACAUUAAGCUCACAACAGCCUGUCAGACGACAGACCCCGUACUUAAAGACCAUUCCCCCUGCAUGGACCAAAAUGGCGUACCAGUGAUGAGAAACGUCGUAUUUGGCGGGUUAUCGAGGGAUGAGUGUCAUCAGAACCCAGACCCGUGUGGAGAAGCUACACCUCAAGCCAAGGCUUUGAUGGUCACGUUUUUGCUGAAUAAUAACCCAGAGAACGAGACGUUCACACGGUAUGCUAAAUUAUGGGAAAAGGAAGUGUUUCUCCUUAUUGCAGAACAGGCAGCCGAGUCCUUGAAGCCUUCUGGAGGAAAUACAAGUGGAGAAUUUAUCUGGGACAGCGUGGAAGACCCGGAGCUGGCAGAUGCUGGUGUCGACGGCAUGAGGCUCACGUACAUGGCGGAGCGGUCAGUUGCGGAUUCGUUGGUGGUACAGACAAACCAGAAUGCAUUCAUUGUGGUUGUCAGCUACCUCGUCAUGUUCCUCUACGUGUCGGCGUCUCUGGGUAAGUUUUCGGACCCGGUACGAUCACGUUUCGGACUCGGAUUGACAGGUAUUCUUAUUGUACUGCUUUCACUUGGUGCUGCUAUGGGUAUAAGCUGUACCCUACUGCAGAUGGAGGUGACGAUGAUCACGUUGGAAGUCGUUCCGUUCUUGGUACUUGCCAUUGGUGUGGAUAAUAUGUUUAUUUUAACCAACGAGUUCGACAGAUUGGCAACUCUUCGUGGUCUUGCAACGCUGGAUACCAAGCGCAACACACGUGAUCGAGCCGAAGACGAGCUGUUGAUGUUGAAGCAAGUUAUGGGAGAAACUAUGGCCAAUGUGGGUCCUUCGAUUGUCGUUGCGGCUAUGGCGGAAUCGUUGGCCUUCUUGGUGGGCGCACUCACCCGCAUUCCGGCGCUAACGAGCUUCUGUGUUGUGGCCGCGUUGGCUGUUGCCGCUAACUUUGCGCUUCAGAUGACGUGGCUCGCGUCGGCACUUGUGCUAGACGCACGUCGUGUGCGUGCUCGUCGAUAUGAUUUAUUCCCGUGGGUCAAGCAGAAGCUCACGCUCACGCCGCCAGUGAAGGGGAAGAGAAGAGUCGAGUCCAAGGAUCACUACCAGUACGACUUACUUCGCUUUGUGGAGAGAACGUACAUUCCGUUUCUGCUGCGUCGAUCUACGAAAGUGGUGGUGCUUGUAACAGCAGUUUUAACUCUGACGCUAAGCGCUUUCGGCUCGUCCGAGUUGCCGCUAGGACUGGAGCAAGAACUUGCUGUGCCUACUGACUUUUAUCUUCACGAGUAUUUCAAGAAACAGACGGCACUUGGCGAGGCUGGGCCUCCAGCGUAUGUUGUUCUGGACAGCGAUGUGGACUACACAGAUGCGCAUCUGCAGCGAGAUGUGAACGUGCUCUUAGACGAGCUUUCAGGUCUUCGGCAGUACAUCGACUUGCCCAUUCACUCGUGGCUGCACACGUUCAACCAGUGGCGACAAAUGCGCUUUUUCCUUCACGACAAAAUCGAUCAGGGACUCUGUGACUGUCCAGUGCAGCCAAUGGAUCCGUUCCCUUAUGAGUUGGCAGACAUUGGGAAUAAGGAGCGAGAGGACGUGUUCACGGCCAUCGAGUACGGAUAUGGCGCGCCUAUGGUCGCCAAUGUGACUCCCAACGCCCUGUUCUACCCGUUGGUGAAGAAUUUUACUGGCAUCUCAAUUGAUUCGACAUGUUGUCAGCACUUUGGCCUGUGUGGUGCGCAAUAUGAAGGUGACAUCAUCUUCAAAGAGCCAAAGGCUGAUGACGAUAGCAGCGUGUCCAUCGUUGGCUCUCGAAUGCGCUUCCAGCUGAACGCACUUCGCAAUCAGUCGAUGUUUGUGAACUCGUACUUUUAUCUGCACGACGUGACGAGUCGGUGGAGUUCUGGUCGAGCUGCAACUGCAUUCCCGUACGCUCUUGUCUUCGUCUUUGAAGAACAGUACACUUACAUCCAGGGAGUGGCUUUGCAGAGUGUGCUGCUGUCAUUAGCUGUUGUGUUUGGCGCGGUAUUUGUGCUCAUGGAUGGAAGCUUGCGAUUGACUACUGUGGUUACUCUGUGUGUGCUUUCGAUGGCCUUCUCGCUAUUGGGUUUCCUUUUCGUGUGGAAUCUUCUAGCUGGACCGGGUGCUGAGACGUCUAUCAACGCUGUAUCGGUCGUGAACUUGCUCGCCUGUAUUGGACUCGGUGUUGAGUUUUGCGUGCAUAUGGCUCAUCAGUUUUCUUUCUCGGGGAGGCAUCACCUGGGAACAACUGGCAACGACCACACUCGUUAUGCUCUGACCAGCGUUGGCGCGUCAGUUUUCUCAGGAAUCACACUCACUAAGCUCUGCGGCAUUGGUGUACUAGCGUUUGCACCGUCCAUGUUGUUCCGCGUGUAUUUCUUCCGGAUGUACUUUGGCAUUGUUGUGCUGGGUUGCUUCCACGGUCUUGUAUUACUGCCGGUGCUACUCAGUCUAAUUGGUCAGCCACAAAAGUACCCGAAUGAUCUGAGCUCGUUCCUGCUGUCAGAAGAGCGCGAGGACGAGUUUGAGGACGAACUUAGCGUAUUCAAGUAG
Phytophthora infestans T30-4 is the source of this 3018-nucleotide messenger RNA. Its product is annotated as Resistance-Nodulation-Cell Division (RND) Superfamily. NCBI's taxonomy places the organism in Eukaryota, Oomycota, Peronosporomycetes, Peronosporales, Peronosporaceae. Bases 1 to 3018 code for a protein of 1005 amino acids. The record is from RefSeq and is a predicted model, not a curated record. Gene Ontology annotation, cellular component: membrane. The transcript is spliced from 3 exons.